AAGUGCAAGGUCAGCCUUGAUCAGCCGCCGCGGCCUGUCACACUCCCGGGUAGGAGACUUCUCUCCGCACAGCGGACAGGCCUAGGGCUGACUACGGGGAUCCCAGAAGCUGUCAUUUUCCCUUUCUCCCGGCAGCUUCCGUCACCCAGCAAGUAGGGAGUGCUCAAAGUAAUUUUCUCUCCGGUCUUGAAGGAGAUUCAAAUAUCCUCUGUCCCGACCUUUCCUAUCCGCCCUCUCUGCCUUUCCGGCCAGAGUCCCCGCCAGCAAAAGCCUCUAGUUGCAGCACCGGGCGUGUAGUCCAUUUAACGCGCUCCGGGGAUCUGCUGGCCCCUGCUUCCCUCCGAGGGGCGACGGAGUGUUUCGCUCCUCGGACCCCGGGUGGUCUCUCUCCGAUCUCUGCAUUUUGGUCCCUCGAUUUAGCAAAGAGAAGUGCGGGAUGUGCGUCGGCAACCGGGCCGCCUCGGCAUCCCCCAUCCGCCCUCCGCGGUGCCCGAGGCUCCAGGGUCUGCGCCCCGCACGCCCUGCCGGCUUCCCGCGCUGCCUCUGGUCGAGCGACUGCCGGGGCUCGGCUGCUCGCUACACGGAGCCACUCCGAGCAGCCGCCAGCCCUUAUGCGCCCGUGACAGCCCUGUCCUCGCGGGUCUGGGGAGCGCCGCCGCUUCCUUCCCCGACCGGCCCAUGCUGGGCAUGCUCAGUGCGCCUCCUGGAAUCCAGCUCUCCCGGGGCUGGGAUCGUGACUCCGGGUUUUCGUGACUGCCAAAGGGGCGAUGGGGAGGGGAGGCUGGAAGACAGUCAGCGCCUUGUUCCGCGCCCGGCUGUGGCCGCCCGCACCGCAAGAUACGGGCCAAUCAGGGGGCAGGGGCGGGGCUCAGUUCGUCACGCCCUCCCUCUGGGCUUAUUGAGAGUUAUAUCAAGAAAUUCAGUUCAGAGAGAGGAGAGAGGAGAGGGAGAAGGAGAGAGGGGCAGAGGAGAAGGGAGAGAGGGAGAGCAUGCCAGACAGGAAGGAGCACCCUAGAGUCUCUGAAGCCCGAGAGAGAUAACCAAUUAGGAAUUUUUCAGGCAACUGUCACCCGGAGAUCAUCCAGAGAAUCACCAUCACCCCAACUCUGACGUUUCCUACAAGAAGUUAAGAGACUUGAGCAGUAUUGACAUCGGAGGGAAAUGGUAUGCUUGAUGCUGUGGAAAAUAUCCCUGAGCUGAAGAAGUGCAAUUGGAUGUUGUGUGUGUGUUAAAUACCAGAAGAGCUCAGACCCCGUGGGUAAUAGAGACGAAAUGUGGAGAGAAUGACUAACGACAAAUCUGUGAAUUUGUUUUCUGGAGUUGCUAAUUUGCCAGCCCGAAGCAACACAUUUUACAAAGAGGAAACGUUUUGCUGCUUCUGAUUUCUCCCCAAACUGGUGCUACCAGAUGCAUGGCUUUCUAUGUGUUGGAACAGAUCAUUCCUAACUGCAGCAUACCGGGAAAGGGGAAAGGUUGAGGCAACUAACUGGCUGUCUCCAAAUAAGCGAUGAGAUGUAAUGCAUUCUCCAGUCCAUGCAUACUUCCUCUUGCAAUUCGUGCAUCAUUCCUCAGUGGAAACCUUUAAACCCUAAAAUCCAGGAAAAGAAAAUAAAUACACAUUAUCAUGGACCUGAGGGAUUUUUACCUGUUGGCUGCUCUGAUUGCCUGUUUAAGACUGGAUUCCGCAAUAGCUCAAGAACUUAUUUACACUAUUAGAGAGGAAUUGCCUGAAAAUGUGCCCAUAGGAAACAUACCAAAGGAUCUGAACAUUUCUCACAUCAAUGCUGCCACAGGGACCAGCGCCAGCCUUGUCUACAGACUGGUUUCUAAAGCUGGGGAUGCCCCUUUGGUGAAAGUAUCCAGUAGCACUGGGGAAAUUUUCACAACCUCCAAUAGAAUAGACAGAGAAAAACUCUGUGCUGGAGCCUCUUAUGCUGAAGAGAAUGAGUGUUUCUUUGAACUUGAGGUGGUGAUCCUCCCCAAUGAUUUUUUCAGGCUGAUCAAAAUAAAAAUAAUUGUCAAGGAUACCAAUGAUAAUGCCCCCAUGUUUCCAUCUCCUGUCAUCAAUAUUUCCAUCCCAGAAAACACUUUGAUCAACAGCCGCUUUCCAAUUCCAUCAGCAACAGAUCCUGACACAGGCUUCAAUGGUGUACAGCAUUAUGAAUUGUUAAAUGGGCAGAGUGUUUUUGGACUGGAUAUCGUGGAAACUCCGGAAGGAGAGAAGUGGCCGCAAUUGAUUGUUCAGCAAAACUUGGACAGAGAACAGAAAGAUACCUAUGUGAUGAAAAUCAAAGUAGAGGAUGGGGGCACUCCACAGAAAUCCAGCACAGCCAUACUGCAGGUCACAGUAAGUGAUGUAAAUGACAACAGGCCAGUGUUUAAAGAGGGUCAAGUGGAGGUGCAUAUUCCAGAGAAUGCUCCCGUGGGCACCUCUGUAAUUCAGCUCCAUGCCACUGAUGCAGAUAUAGGCAGCAAUGCUGAAAUCCGGUACAUUUUUGGUGCCCAGGUCGCCCCUGCAACCAAAAGACUCUUUGCUUUAAAUAAUACUACUGGGCUGAUUACAGUUCAGAGGUCCUUAGAUCGAGAGGAGACAGCCAUUCACAAAGUGACAGUGCUGGCUAGCGAUGGCAGCUCCACUCCCGCUCGAGCAACGGUUACCAUCAAUGUCACCGAUGUAAAUGAUAACCCUCCGAACAUAGACCUCAGGUACAUUAUAAGUCCCAUCAAUGGCACGGUGUAUUUAUCUGAGAAAGAUCCUGUCAAUACAAAGAUUGCCCUAAUUACAGUUUCAGAUAAGGACACAGAUGUGAAUGGCAAAGUGAUCUGUUUUAUUGAAAGAGAGGUUCCAUUUCAUUUGAAGGCAGUAUACGACAACCAAUAUUUGCUAGAGACCUCUUCUUUGUUGGACUAUGAGGGCACCAAAGAAUUCAGCUUUAAAAUUGUUGCCUCUGAUUCUGGGAAGCCCAGUUUAAAUCAGACUGCUCUGGUAAGGGUUAAGCUUGAGGACGAAAAUGACAACCCACCAAUUUUCAACCAGCCUGUAAUUGAGCUGUCAGUUUCUGAAAACAACCGACGUGGGUUAUACUUAACAACUAUUAGUGCCACAGAUGAAGACAGUGGGAAAAAUGCAGAUAUUGUUUAUCAGCUUGGACCGAAUGCCUCCUUCUUUGAUCUAGACCGAAAGACAGGAGUUUUGACAGCCUCCAGAGUCUUUGACAGAGAAGAACAAGAACGAUUCAUCUUUACAGUAACUGCCAGGGACAAUGGGACCCCUCCCCUUCAAAGCCAGGCGGCUGUGAUAGUUACUGUUCUGGAUGAGAAUGACAAUAGCCCCAAGUUUACUCAUAAUCAUUUUCAAUUUUUCGUGUCUGAGAAUCUGCCAAAGUAUAGUACUGUGGGGGUAAUCACAGUGACAGAUGCAGAUGCUGGGGAGAAUAAAGCUGUGACUCUUUCCAUUCUGAAUGACAAUGAUAAUUUUGUUUUGGAUCCCUAUUCUGGAGUCAUAAAGUCAAAUGUCUCAUUUGAUAGGGAGCAGCAGAGUUCCUACACUUUCGAUGUCAAAGCCACUGACGGGGGACAACCACCCCGUUCCUCUACGGCAAAAGUAACUAUCAACGUCAUGGAUGUCAAUGACAACAGCCCCGUUGUCAUUUCUCCACCUUCUAAUACUUCUUUUAAGUUGGUGCCUCUUUCAGCCAUUCCUGGCUCCGUGGUAGCAGAAGUUUUUGCAGUGGAUAUUGACACUGGAAUGAAUGCUGAACUCAAGUAUACCAUUGUGAGUGGGAACAACAAAGGCUUGUUUCGAAUAGAUCCGGUAACAGGUAACAUUACUCUGGAAGAAAAACCAGCACCUACCGAUGUGGGUUUGCACCGGCUGGUGGUCAACAUAAGUGACCUGGGAUACCCUAAGUCUCUGCACACACUCGUGCUUGUUUUUCUUUAUGUUAAUGACACUGCUGGCAAUGCCUCCUAUAUCUAUGACUUGAUUCGCAGGACUAUGGAGACCCCCUUGGACAGGAACAUAGGGGAUAGCAGCCAGCCCUAUCAAAACGAGGACUAUCUCACCAUCAUGAUCGCCAUCGUUGCCGGCGCCAUGGUGGUCAUUGUCGUGAUCUUCGUCACUGUUCUGGUCCGCUGUCGCCAUGCAUCAAGAUUCAAAGCAGCUCAAAGGAGCAAGCAAGGUGCCGAAUGGAUGUCCCCCAACCAGGAAAACAAACAAAACAAGAAAAAGAAAAGGAAGAAAAGAAAGUCUCCCAAGAGUUCUCUUUUGAACUUUGUUACCAUAGAAGAGUCCAAACCCGAUGAUGCCGUUCACGAACCUAUCAAUGGGACAAUAAGCCUACCAGCUGAGCUGGAAGAGCAGAGCAUAGGAAGAUUUGACUGGGGCCCCGCACCUCCAACCACCUUCAAGCCCAACAGUCCUGAUCUAGCCAAGCACUACAAAUCCGCUUCUCCGCAGCCCGCUUUCCAUCUUAAACCUGACACGCCGGUUUCGGUGAAAAAGCAUCACGUGAUUCAGGAGCUCCCUUUGGACAACACCUUUGUCGGGGGUUGUGACACCCUUUCCAAACGCUCUUCCACUAGUUCAGAUCACUUCAGUGCCUCAGAGUGCAGUUCCCAAGGAGGCUUCAAGACAAAGGGCCCCUUACACACCAGACAGUGUAACUCACACAGCAAAAGUGACAAUAUUCCUGUCACUCCUAAGAAAUGUCCCAGCUCUACGGGUUUCCACAAUCAGGAGAAUGAAGAAGGCCAUUACGAGUCGCAGCGCCGGGUUACCUUUCACCUCCCAGACGGCUCCCAGGAAAGCUGCAGUGACAGUGGUCUAGGAGACCACGAGCCGGUGGGUAGUGGAACCCUGAUCUCACACCCUCUUCCUCUGGUUCAGCCACAGGACGAAUUCUAUGACCAGGCCUCUCCGGACAAGAGGACUGAAGCAGAUGGCAACUCGGACCCCAACUCUGACUCAUAAAUCGCCACAGAAAUCAUUGCUCAUUCCAGACAAGCCCUGUGAGGGUUCGUCUUCCUCUGCCUUUGAAGAAAAUUUUAGGCAAGUGCUCUACCAUCUUGGGUCAUGCUAUUUUUUUUUUUUAAUCACAGAUUAGGUCACUUUAAUUAAAAAAUUAAAGUCCACUUUAAUAAUUAUGAAGUCUAGUCCAAAGUAAUGAUCACAAUUUCUAUUUUAUUUGAAUUAUAAGCUUUUUCCAACUCAUCUUGCAACUGCUUCAAACUUGUCUACAGUGGGAAAUGGGGUUAGGGUGACUUUUGCCUAAUGUCCCAGCUGUUUCUCUCACUGCUUUAGAUAUUAAAGUGCCUCUGACAAUUUACGGUGAAGUAGAAAUACCAAGAGGUAAAAGGCAUGAAAGCACUUUCUUAACUAGUCCUGUUGUGGUAACCAGCAUUGGUAUUCUCUGUCUUCUGGGAUUUUAAACUAACUCUGUUUCUAGGGUAGGGGUUGGGGAGCCUUUGUACAUAUUCCCCACCCCCGGCAAGCUGUGUUCUCAUCUCUGAAGGUUUUUCUGAUAGGUGGGUCACUUCUCAUUGGCAUGUAGAGUUACCUUUACAUCUUCUUUCUGCUGAAGUUUCUCCCAGCCAAUCUUUUAGGAAUAUCUAAAUAAAUUCCAUACCAGCUCUGGUUCUCAACUUUUCACUUCCUAUAUCUUGGUCUCAUAAGAAAAGCUUAAGUGCAUCUUCUGAUUUCACAUACCCAGAAUGUCAGGCCAUACCCAAAGGGGCAACUGUUCAUCUCACAGCAUUUGGGGGAGCUGACCUGCUAUUAUCCUUAGAUAUCUGGUUUUUAUUAGUCUAAGGACCAUCAAACCUAAGUGGUUGCUUUGGAUCAUCGUUUCCUGGAUUUGUGGGAGGAGGUUGGAUAUGUAGGACAGCUCUUUUUAAACUGAUUUCCUAGUUUACAACUUCCCCUUCUCCAGUUAUAAAACAUCUCUUAUUGGCAUUGUUAGUAGUUCCAAAACUGGCUCUUGACCACCUCUUCUGUAUGUGGCAGCGGUUAGUUCCUCUUGUUUUUGGGCCUUAGCCAAAACCAAGACAGAAAACUCUAUUUUAAACAUAUUGGGGGAGUUUUUUGGUUUUUUUUGUUUUGUUUGUUUGUUUGUUUGUUUUAAGACUUGUAUAUAUAGUUCACCGGUUAUUUUUAUAGAAGUAAAAGUUUUUAAAAAUGUAUGCAGAAAUAUGGUUAAGCUAAGCUGCCCUAGGCCAAAACUUUAUCCAAUGUGUGCAGUUACUCACCCAAUGAUUUCUUAGACCUGAGAAACAGCACUGAGCAAGCUGCCAAAUGGAAGAAGAUAGGAGAGAUUCUAAAGCAAAACAAAACAAAAUAAAAAAAAAAUAAUAAUAGUAAAAAAAAAGACUUUCAAGCCUGCUUCAAGAACUCCCCAGAGUUUUUACCAAUCCCGUCACAUGGAAAAAGAGAUCCAAGGGAAGGCACACCCUUGCACACUCCAACACUGAACUCAACACAGUCACUUUAUCCAGGAAGACCAUGGUCAAUAAAAUGUGUAAACAAAAUACUGCUCCUUAUUCAUUACUGGGAAGGAGAAAAGAGGGAAAGGAGGAGCCCAGAGGGCCCCAGGAGCUAAUGCUUCUUUUGACAUUUGUAGGGACUUAAAAUUUAAACCUCUUUUUGAAAUGUCUAGAGAAGAAUUCAUUAGACUGGCCUAGAAAUAUUGAGAUUCAUAACUAAAUGGUAAUUCAUAUUUGGAUAUAUAAUGAUAUAUUAUCUUAAAAUUCCAUAGUCACAUCUUUGUAACUAACUUUGAUGACUGUGUGGGGUGAGGUACAGCAUAAUUGAAACAAUAAUCUUCAACAGUGAUAAUCUCUCUACAUACAUCUAAACUGUUACUCUUGUCUUCAAUGGCAUUUUCUGGCUGUUUCCUGAACAGUCAUGACUUUAUCAACAUAAAUUAUGAAUAUACAUAUGAUCUAAAGAGUUAUUAGUAUGCCUGUAUGGAUUCCUAGUAUUUUAAAUACAAUAUUAUCUAUAAAAAUAAUUAAAAUUAGAAUCAUUUUCAUUAUAGUUUCAUUCAAUUUUUCAUUAUGCAUUUUUAAAGAUAUUAAUACAAAUGGUAUGUGGGAGAGAUUUUGGAAACUUUAGGCUUUAAUAUAACUUUAACUUUAAUAUAACCCUCUGGCAACCAAUAGAUGGUGUCUCUAUGUUCUAGGCACUUGAGUCCUAGGGCAUACUUAGUCAUCUGCCCCACAAAUGACAUACACACACGCACACACACAGUAUUUCUUGCACUGAGUUUUAUCACCGUUUCUGCAUAAAAUGAUUUAUCCUUUUCCCAAAUAGCAGAGUAAGUCAUAUUUCCUUAAGAAGUUAACUUAUUAAUAUGAUUGUGCACUCCAUGUAUAAUUCGGUAAAACCAUUAAUUCUAAGAAAAUAGUGAGGGGAUUUUCGAUUGAAGAUUUUAAUUUUUAACAAAUAUAGCUAGACUGAUGAAGGAAUUUAACUAGGUUAAAAGGAAACAAAAACCAUUAUGUGAUCAGAUCAAGCACAGCUUAUUACCACUAAUUCAGAAUUACGUCUUAAUCUUGUCCUAUUGAGAAUCGUGAAUAGCGUUAAUUUUUUUAUCUGGGAUUUCCUUUAAAUGCUAAUUUAAAGAAAUUUCUGCUGUUUAUCAUGGGCAAAAAUUUAGCAUUAUAUUUAUUUUAUUAAAGCCCCCUCUGUCAUUGACUCCCACCUCUACCUGAACUGUGUAUGAAUUAGCCAGAGAACUUCUCAUUAAAGAUAUUUAUGGAUAAUAUUUAUUGAGGGCUACUUAUGAGUCAGGAAUGUUUUAAUAUAUUUUUUAUGAUCCCACACUGAUAUUGCAAGUUAGAUAGUAUUAUAAAUAAACUGAAUUUCGUAAAUUUUAAUAUGUGCCUAAAGCUAUUUAGAAAGUAACUGAGGCAGAAUAAGAACUCCGGAAGUCCCAAUUCCAUAGUUUAUGCUUCAUACUACUCAGAAAACUACUCGCAAUGUGCAUAAAUUUCAAGGCAGUGUAGAAAUUAAUAUAGUCAUCACUGACAUUGAGUUUUAAAUUUGGGGCAUUAAUCUCAUUCUUUAAGGAGAAGUUUGAGAAAUUGAAUAUUACAAAGAUGAGUUGUAGGAUGAACUUGUGAGAACUACUUUUGCAAGGAUAUUUUUGGCACUGAGUUAGUGAAAAUGUAGAUCUUAGUAGGACCCUACAGAUCAUAUAGUAUAAAAUUAUUUUAUAUACAGAGGCAUAAAAAAGGGAAGUCUUGGCCUAAGUUAGUGAGUUUGUGAUAGUUUGUGAGUAAAGAAUAAAAUUUAUGUAUGCGGACUCUUAUUUAGUGCUCUUUUCAUUGAACAUUUUUUUUUUUUUUAAAUCAUGGCCCUCAUACCUUUUCCUUAAAGAAAAUCUCUGUGAUUAUUAACAACUGCAUCUGCCUUUAACCUCUAAAGACAGUUUACUCACCUUUUUAUUCUCUAUGCAAAAUGGUACCUGGGUAUAGUGUAUUUGUUGACUGAAAAAAAAUCAAUAUUUCACAAAUACAUCAAAAUACAGUCAGGCAAAUUAAGUGUUCCAUCCAGAUGAAAAUAAAUUAAAAAAAAAUCUAGAAACUAGUGAAUCAUGUUAACCGUGGUUAUCUUCAGUUUGGGGUAUUAUUUUUUCUUGUGAUUGUCUAUAUUUUCCACAAUUUUAAUAAUGUAUUCAGGAUCAGAUUUUCAUUUUUUAAUUUACAUAGAAAGCACUUAAUACAGGGCUGAAGAAAAAAGUCACUGGGAUAUAUUUUUGCAUAAAGUAAAAGUUGUGUUAAAAUAGUUUUCCUAUCAGUCUUAAAAUUAUGACAGACAUAAUUAAAAAAACUGAGAAUUUAAAAAUGUUUGGGAAGUUCCCAUUGUGACUCAGCAGUUAUGACCCUGACUAGUAUCCAUGAGUAUACAGGUUCGAUCCAUGGUCU
This is a messenger RNA of Sus scrofa (pig), 8925 nucleotides long. Lineage: Eukaryota; Metazoa; Chordata; Mammalia; Artiodactyla; Suidae. The record is from RefSeq and is a predicted model, not a curated record.